AUGUGUGACCAGACGUUCGUGGCGGUCACUUUUGGCCCCUGCGACAGCUGCACGAAAAACAGUCCUCUGAUGAACAUCUACAUCAAGACUGAGGCCAUCAACUACUGCUCCUUCUGUGUGGAAGCGGUGAGUCAUGUGCACCAGGUGGCUGAGAAGACUGAGGUGCUGGGUGCUCUAUCCAUAAAGACCAGACGUAUACUGAAGGGUCAUGGGAACAAGGUGCUUUGUAUGGACUGGUGCAAAGACAAACGUCGUCUCGUCAGCUCCUCACAGGAUGGAAAAGUGAUUGUGUGGGAUGCAUACACUCUUAAUAAGGAGCAUGGGGUGACCCUGCCGUGUACGUGGGUACUGGCGUGUGCAUAUGCUCCCUCAGGUUGUGCUGUGGCAUGUGGUGGACUGGAUAACAAGUGCUCAGUCAUCCCGCUGUCACUGGACAAAAAUGAGAACUUGGCUGCGAAGAAGAAGUCGGUUGCCAUGCACACCAACUACGUAUCAGGCUGCACCUUCACCAACUCUGACAUGCAGAUGCUGACCUCCAGUGGUGAUGGCACAUGUGCCUUGUGGGAUGUGGAGAGCGGGCAGCUGCUGCAGAGUUUCCAUGGUCACACAGCUGAUGUCUUGUCCCUGGACCUUGCCCCGUCUGAAACUGGAAACACUUUUGUGUCUGGGGGCAGUGAUAAGAAGGCCAACGUGUGGGAUAUGCGCUCUGGACAGAACAUUCAGUCUUUUGAGAGCCACGAGUCCGACAUCAACUGUGUAAAGUACUACCCCAGUGGAGAUGCAUUUGCUUCUGCUUCUGACGAUGCCACUUGUCGUUUCUAUGAUCUACGAGCUGACCGUGAAGUCGCUGUUUACCAGAAGGACAGCAUCGUAUUCGGUGCUUCCACUGUGGACUUCUCUUUGAGUGGCCGCCUCCUUUUCGCUGGUUACAACGAUUAUACCAUCAAUGUGUGGGACGUUCUGAAGGGAACUCGUGUUUCCAUCCUGUUUGGUCAUGAGAAUCGCGUCAGCAGACUCAGAUUGUCACCUGACGGCACUUCCGUCUGCUCGGCGUCAUGGGACAACACCUUACGGAUUUGGGCCUAGUGUUCGCACGACGGUUGUGAUCGAGCAAAGAACACCAGCGUUAUGUGACUGCCAACACUGCAAAUCCCCGCUGGACAUCAACACACAGAGAAUAUGUCUCUUUAUAAUAACUGUGGGGUCGUUAUUCAUUUGAACAAUCGCCUCAUCGAGUUCAGAUUUCUAAUCGUUGUUCUUGAUAGCUUGAUGACUGUAUAAUUAAUUAUGAGAGUUGUUUAUAUAGUGGGAGAUAAUUGUCAGUGUAAAGAAGUGAAACAAGCUGUAGAAAUCAGCUCUGCUGUGUAGACGCACACAGUGAAGCUGCUGAUUGUCCUGUAAAUUCUACACUCUCCUGUCAGCCCUCCUGAGAGAACCACACCUAUCCUGAAUAAUACUGAAAUACUGGUAUUACUGUUGUUACUGCUGCCCUGAUUAUCCUUAAAUAUAGUCUACUGCUUUUCUUAUUUUAAAAAUACUUAAACCUCAGCAGUUUCUUGUGAGAGUAAU
Paralichthys olivaceus (Japanese flounder) is the source of this 1569-nucleotide messenger RNA. Lineage: Eukaryota; Metazoa; Chordata; Actinopteri; Pleuronectiformes; Paralichthyidae. The record is from RefSeq and is a predicted model, not a curated record.